Carya illinoinensis is the source of this 1467-nucleotide messenger RNA. RefSeq names its product UPF0481 protein At3g47200-like. The record is from RefSeq and is a predicted model, not a curated record. Lineage: Eukaryota; Viridiplantae; Streptophyta; Magnoliopsida; Fagales; Juglandaceae. The transcript has 2 exons. Bases 64 to 1185 code for a protein of 373 amino acids.
AUUUAUGCUUGCAUCCACAUUAUCGAUGCAGAGAUACCAAUCGAUGAUCCUAAAUGCCAAGAAAUGAUAAAUAUGAUCUCUAAGAAGACCCCAUGGUCACUGGGUGUAACCGUCAGCAAAAGCACAUGUUGCGUCUUCAAAGUCCCCCAUACGUUCAUCGGCAACUCAUAUCAUCCUUCUGUUGUCUCCAUCGGGCCCUAUCACCACAGCAAGCCGCAGCUCAUGAUGAUUGAGGAGCACAAGUGGCGGUAUCUCAACUACUUGCUCCGGAGAAACCCUACCAAGACCUUAGAUGACUACUUGGAAAGCAUAAAGCUACUUGAAAAGGAUGCAAGGGAACACUAUUCGGAGAUCAUUCAAUUUGAAAGCCCUGAGUUCAUCGAAAUGAUGGUUCUCGAUGGCUGCUUUAUAAUAGAACUUUUUCGCAAGAUUAAAGACCAGAAACUAUUCGAGCCCAAUGACCCUCUGGCCACCGUUGGUUGGGUAUUACCAUUUUUAUAUAGGGACUUCCUCCUGCUCGAGAAUCAGAUACCAUUCAUUAUACUAGAAAAGUUAUUUGAAAUAUCCAAAAUGCCUAGCGAGGAGGAGUCUAGUUUGUCCUUGCUUGCUAUGCAAUUCUUCAACGAAGCUAUCGCAUUGCGAAGACCCCAUGAUUUCAUAUGCCGCCGGUCUCGUGAUCUAAAAAUCUGGCAUUUACUCGACUUGAAUGGUGUGAUUGAGAUGCCUCGUCUAACACUUGACGAAAUCAUGGGCUCUUUCCUGUCAAAUUGUGUGGUAUUCAAGCAGUUUCAUUGCGACGUCUCCAAACACUUCACCACUUAUGCAACCUUCUUGGACUGCCUCGUGGAAAGUGCCAAGGAUGUUGGGUACCUACGCCACCACAACAUUAUGGAUAAGAAUCUUGGUAACGAUGACGAGGUUGUGCGCUUCAUCAACCAGAUGGGAAAGGGCGUGGUGAUUGAUACGAAUUGUUAUUUGUCCAAGUUGUUUGAGAAUGUGGACAAGAAUUAUAGAAGUUGCUGGAACGUGCAACGGGCGAUCUUCCAGCGUAAGUAUUUUGACACUCCUUGGUCGUUCAUUUCGACGUUGGCUGCGUUUGUGCUCUUAUCGCUUGCAAUUGCACAAACUUUCUACACCAUCUAUGCUUACGUGCAUCCGAAUGAUGGGUCGCCUCCGUCAAAGUGAAUGCGAGUGAAUUUGUAUUUAGGAAUCAUAUGUAAUUAGUUUACAUCAAGUUGUUAACAGAGAUAUUGUGGAAGAGAUGGCUCAAGUUGUAGAAAAUCGUCCCCAGCUUUUGGUAAUUUCCGAUGCACCAUAUGUACACAAGCUUACCGCUGCUUAUGAGUGCCAAAUUGUUGAAGGAAUUCAUAACCAUCAACUAAAGCAGUUUGUGGUAGAUGGUAAAAAGGUUGUACUGAGUAUAUAUGUUUUCAUCCUGGUUGUUCCAAUGUUCUAUUUCUUUUGCUU